Messenger RNA from Glarea lozoyensis ATCC 20868, 1023 nucleotides. Its product is annotated as alpha/beta-Hydrolase. Lineage: Eukaryota; Fungi; Ascomycota; Leotiomycetes; Helotiales; Helotiaceae. The coding region runs from base 1 to 1023 and encodes 340 amino acids. The record is from RefSeq and is a predicted model, not a curated record. Gene Ontology annotation, molecular function: hydrolase activity. The transcript has 3 exons.
AUGACUUCUUAUAAGCCGAUUCCAUGGGAUGAGCAGAUAGCUGGGCCGAUUAAUGCUUUUGUUAGCAUGUCACCAACAGAUCUUCCAAGCAGAGAAAACAUAAAAGAGCGCAGAGAGUUCGGCGCCUCGAUGAUGACCGCCGAAAAUGUAUUCCAAGAUCCAGAAAUCGUGCACAGAGAGGAAACGACUAAAGGCGCUGACGGCCACGUCGUUGAGAUGACAAUUGUGCAACAGAAGAAGAAUAAAUCAGGUCUUCGUCCUGGAAUCUUCUACAUCCAUGGCGGUGGCAUGAUCUUAGGAAAUAGAUUUCUGAUGUUAGACGGCGUAUUCCCCUGGAUCAAACAACUCGACGCAGUGCUCGUCACGCCUGAAUACAGACUCGCACCAGAACAUCAGCAUCCAACACUACUCAACGACUGCUGGACAGCAUACGAAUGGUUCUUAAAAAACACUCAAAAGCUCGGUAUUGAUCCAGAGCGUAUCAUGAUAGCUGGCCAUUCCGCUGGCGGCGGUCUGGCUGCUGGCAUAGCGUUAAUGGCACGGGACCGAAAAUCGGAGCCGAAACUACAUGCGCAGUUGCUGGUUUAUCCGAUGUUGGAUGAUAGGGUGGAGACGAUGAGUACGAAACAGUAUAUGGAUUCGAGUUUGUGGUCUGGGAAGAUGAAUAUCGCGGCUUGGGAGCUGUAUCUUGGGCCUAAGGAGCAGAGAGAGCAGAUUGACGGAUUGAAUUAUGCGGCACCGGCGAGAGGGACUGACUUGAGUGGGCUCCCUGAGACUUAUAUUGAGGUUGGUACCGGUGAUGCGUUUAGAGAUGAGGAUAUUGCGUACGCGUCGAGACUUCUCGCCUGUGGGGUGCGGACUGAGUUGCAUGUUUAUGCAGGUGCUGCACAUGGUUCAGAUGGUAUGGCUCUCGAGGCGGAGGUUACGAAAGGGAAUUUGGCGAUGAGAGCGAACUGGCUAAAGAGAGUUUUUCGGCCUGCAGCUCCGGUAACAGGAGCUUCCAAGGUGGCUGCAUUGCUGUGA